Oncorhynchus keta (chum salmon) is the source of this 9125-nucleotide messenger RNA. RefSeq names its product anoctamin 8b (gene ano8b). NCBI's taxonomy places the organism in Eukaryota, Metazoa, Chordata, Actinopteri, Salmoniformes, Salmonidae. The transcript has 20 exons. The record is from RefSeq and is a predicted model, not a curated record. The coding region runs from base 661 to 4221 and encodes 1186 amino acids. Gene Ontology annotation, biological process: chloride transmembrane transport. Gene Ontology annotation, cellular component: plasma membrane. Gene Ontology annotation, molecular function: chloride channel activity.
AGAGUGAUCUGAUAUCUGAUUUUUAAAAAGUAAGUACAUAAACCCUGCUUUAUAGGAACAUAAAUGUAUGUUGUGUCUUAUAAUUGGGUAUGUUAUGGGGUGGCAUCAUGGGUGACUGACAUGACUAGUGGUGGCGUACUUUUUCCUAUGGCAUGGAAUUGAAAAUGAAAUAUAAACGUUUUAUAUUUUCAGUGAUAUCAUAGCUGGUGGUGGCGCGUAUAAAAAUACACAAUUUGUUCUUUAGCGGCUUGCAGAGGUCAGGGGAAAUUGAAUGGUGCAUUUAAAGCAAUUCUCUCUUUGAGAGCGAGGAGGAGAACCAUGAUAUUUUAUUUCCAGUAUGCCUGUACGUGUAUGUGUGUUUUCGUGCCUGCGCGUGUCUGUGUGUGAGGCUGGCUGUAGCCCUACGUGUGUCGCCCCCCCUUCUCUCUUUGUCCCUCCUCCAUAGUAAGAAUCAACCGAGCGCUAUCAAUCGGCUCGCAUCCUGCUGCAAACUAGGAUAAGCCACCACCACAACAACCUUCACUUCACUUUCACGUUCAUUUAGCCCCUCUCUCUCUCUGACACACCGACCAGCAGCGUCCUAUGAUUUGCCUGCCUGAGAUGCGAUUUCGCUCUCCCCUUUCCCGGAGAAUAUCGUCCGUUACUCCCCACUGAAAGACCAUGCCCGAGACGGGGGCGGCGGGAGCAGCAGUCCCUGCAGCAGCGGGUAGCAGCUCCUCCGAAAGCAGUGGUGGCACCGAGAGCUCGCGACACAGACACCGAUCGCAAGGCGAAGGGGAAAAGACAGAUCAAAGUGCUGCCUCCUCGCAGCAAACGUCAUCCGGUGUACUGGAUAAGUUAUUUGGGAAGCGGCUGCUGCAGGCUGGGAGGUACAUAAUGUCUCAUAAGUCCUGGAUGAAGACCGUGCCCACUGAGAACUGUGACGUCCUCAUGACUUUCUCAGACCGGACAGAUGACCACACGUUGCUAUGGCUACUAAACCACAUGCGCCUGGGCAUUCCAGAACUCAUCGUCCAGAUCCGACAUCACAAACACACGCAUGUACACGCCUUCUUCGUCACGGCAACUUACGAGAAUUUGUUGCGCGGGGCAGAGGAGAUGGGUCUGAGGAAGUCAUUAAAGCCAGAGUUUGGGGGAGGAACACGCAGCUUCUCCUGUGAAGAAGACUACAUCUAUGAGAACAUUGAGAGUGAACUAUGCUUCUUCACAUCACAGGAGAGGCAGAGCAUUAUCAAGUACUGGCUCGACAAUCUACGAGCCAAGCAGGGGGAGGUGCUUCAUAACAUACACUUCCUGGAGGGACAGCCAAUCAUCCCAGAGCUGAGUGGGAGGGGUGUGAUCCAGCAGGUGUUUCCUCUCCAUGAGCAGAGGAUCCUCAGUCAGCUGAUGAAGUCCUGGGUGCAGGCUGUGUGUGAAAAACAGCCACUAGAUGAUAUUCGUGACUACUUUGGGGUGAAGAUAGCCAUGUACUUCGCCUGGCUGGGGUUCUACACCACGUCUAUGCUGUAUCCUGCUGUCAUCGGCUUCGUGCUCUGGGUUCUUACCGAGUCUGACCAGACGAGUCGUGAUAUCUGCUGUGUGGUGUUUGCACUGUUUAACGUGGUGUGGGCCACACUCUUCUUGGAGAGGUGGAAGAGAAGGGGGGCGGAGCUGGCCUAUAAGUGGGGUACACUGGACACCCCUAACGAGUCUCUAGAGGAACCACGGACGCAGUUUAGGGGUGUGAAGCGGUGCAGCCCCAUAACAGGCUGUGAGGAGUUUUACUACCCACCGUGGAGGAGGAGGGUGUUCAGGUGGCUGGUCAGCCUGCCCAUCUGCAUCCUGUGUCUCUGCUUUGUGUUCCUGGCCAUGCUCCUCUGCUUCGAACUGCAGGAGUUUGUUAUGGGGAUUAAAGAAGUACCUCGCCUGGCCCGGUUCAUCCCUAAGAUCAUGCUGGCCAUCACUGUGACUGCCUGUGACGAGGUGUACAGGAAGAUAGCCUACUGGCUCAACGACAUGGAAAACUAUAGACUCCAGAGUGCCUAUGAGAAACAUCUCAUCAUUAAAUUGGUUCUUUUUCAGUUUGUAAACUCUUAUCUCAGCCUUUUCUACAUUGGAUUCUACCUCAAAGACAUGGAGCGUCUGAAAGAGGUGUUGCUGGUGUUCUCUCUGGGACAGAGUCUUCUCAGACAGCUGAAGGACAAUGUGCUGCCUUUUGUCUUCCUCAAGAUCAGGCUGUUGGUCGUCACCAUCCCCUGGGUCAUCAAGGCCUCCUUCAGGUCCAAACGUCUGGCUACCUUUGGAUUUGAGCAGCUGUUCUAUAAGAUGCUGGCCACCCUGCUGAUCAUUCGCCAUUUUGUCCAGAACGUGAAGGAGGUGAUGCAGCCUUACCUGUACGAGCGCCACAAGCUAGGCGAGCUCACCCUGCGCAGCGUCUGGGAUCUGCUCCUCUCAGCCCUGCUCAAGUACUGCAGGCUGGCCGCAGGAAAGCCCCAGGCUUCACCCACCGACCAGGCCAUGCCGGGCCCUGGCCUGAGGGGAACCAGACCCGGGGUGGGACAGCCUGACCGCAGGGAGAAGAAGUGUCUGAACGGGGGAUGUGGGGUGCCUGAAGAGGAGGAGGGAGAGAGAGAGGAGGGGGACAGUGGGAGGUUCAGUGAGGGAGAGAAUGAGGAAUCGUCUGAGAGUCUGAUAGACUGUGGCCUCAAGCUGAGGAAGGUCAGCUUCAUAGAGAGGGGGGACAGGAAGUCGUCUGGAGGGGGCUGCAUCCCCACAAUGGAGGACAGUUUCUUGGAGGACGGCAGCCCCACUAUGGUGGAGAAGGGGAUGGAUCCGGCAUCGGUGUUCGAGACAUAUGAUGAUGACGAUGACAAUGGCGUCACUGAGACAAAGGACACGGGAGUUUCGGCCAAUGAGAGUAUGGCGGCUGCCCCGCUGCCUUCUGGGCCAGAGAGCACGGUGACGGUGCGUCAUCGCAGAAGGCAGAGGAGUUUGGAGAGGGCAGACUCUAAAACCAAGCGGGAGUCAUGGAUCGACCCGCCAGAGGAACAGGAGAGUACGAGUCUGGCACAGGCUGAGAUGGAGAGCUGCAUGCAGACAUAUGAGGACACCUUCCAGGACUACCAGGAGAUGUUUGUCCAGUUCGGCUACGUAGUUCUCUUCUCCUCAGCCUUCCCCCUGGCGGCCAUGUGUGCCCUCAUCAACAACAUCAUCGAGAUCCGCAGCGACGCCUUCAAGCUCUGUACCGGCCUGCAGAGACCCUUCGGCAAAAGAGUGGAGAGCAUCGGACAGUGGCAGACAGCGAUGGAGGCCAUGGGUCUGAUCGCCAUCAUAGUCAACUGUUACUUGAUUGGUCAGUGUGGUCAGCUGCAGCGCCUCUUCCCCUGGCUCAGCCCUGAGAUGGCCAUCAUCUCCAUUGUCAUCCUUGAGCACUUUGCCAUCCUGCUGAAGUACAUCAUUCACGUAGCAAUCCCAGACAUCCCCAGCUGGGUGGGGGAGGAGAUGGCCAAACUGGAGUACCAACGCAGGGAGGCUUUUAAGAAGCACGAGCGGCAGGCGCAGCAGCACUACCAACAGCUACAGAGGAGGAAGAGAGAGGAGGAGGAGAGGCAGAGGCAGACCGAGCACCAGGCUCGCAGGGAGAGGGAGAGAGAUGAGGGGAAGGACUCCUCCGGGGGAGACCACCACCACGACAAGAGCCACGGGGGGAAGUCCCGCUCUGGAGGGGGUGGAGGUGGGGACAAACCCAAGAGGCCCAGCUCCCUCCUGGCCAACAACAACGUGAUGAAGCUCAAACUGAUCACCCCCUUACAGAGCAAGUUCUCCUCCGGCAGCGCACGCUCCCCUCAGUCUCCCACAGGAAACGAACCCAAGCUCCCCGGGUUCCUCAGCUUCAAGUUCCUCAAGUCGCCUGAGAAUAAGAAGGAAGCGGCUGCUGCCGCUGCAGCUGCAGCCACGGCAACGAAUACCACGACGACCGCGACCGCCCCCGGCGGUAACCAGGAGCGGUCUCAGUCGCCGAGCAAGUCGUUCAACCCUGGGAAACUAUUUAACUUUGGGAAGUCAGAGGGGGGCUCCUGUGUGAAUGGGUCCCAGUUACCCCGACCAGGGGAGGGUUCCCAGGGAUCUGACAAACAGCUCACCAAGUCUGACCUGAAUGGGGUGCCGGACGAAAUCCCCUCGCCUGGAGGGGAUGAGGGGGAGAACGGACACCACACAGACUCCUCAGACCCUAAAGUCUAGGCUCUCUUUGGAUGGGGAGAUGACAAACUACUAUGAGAACUUCACUUAAUAUAUCUACUAGAAGGAGAAAUGUAUGGGGAGAAAAGGUCAAGCCUCUCUCUGUGCUGUCUGGAUCUGAGGUUGUGUAUGUAGACACUGCCUGGGGGCUGUGGGGGGGGGGGACUAAUGGUAAUGAUGAUGGGAUGUGUGGGUCUGCAUUGUUGCUGUUGCUGAGAGACUUUCAGGCUUAAUGGUGAAGACAUAACCCACCCUUUUACCCGUGGCCACACACACACACACACACAGACACACGCACACGCACACACACACAUAGAAUCCUCUUUUGUCUGCAAUACAUAUAGAAAUGCAUGAGCUGCAUUUCUGAUACUUUCCGAGCAUUUUCCAAAAAAAGGGAGAGCAGUGUUUCUUGAUUUAUUCUAUUCUGAAAAUUGUAAGCAUCCUGGUGGCCAUCUUGCCACUGAAACAUAACAUCCUGGUGGCCAUCUUGCCACUGAAACAUAACAUCCUGGUUUUGAAGGUCAGAAGAAAAAAAUGGAUUGGUGUGUGUGAAUCAAAAGCAUAAUGAGACCUUUCACAAUCACCACACAAUGGUGGCCUGAUAUCAGACUCACUUUUAACUGUGACGGUCGAUCGGCUUUUCUACUUAAUACGAACCGGCUGUGCGAGCCGAGCAAUAUCAAAUCAGUGUUUCAAAUCUGAGCAGUACUGCAAAACACGUCCAGUUCUUUGUUUUUCACCCACACUCUCAUCUGAAGGCAUACGUGAGCAGUCGUGAGUUUUGUAUAUACAGUACAUCCCAUGAAAACAACGGCAAUAUCUGAAGUGUAUGUCUGACACAGUGCGUGGGAAACAGGAUGUUGUGUUUGACGUUGUGAAAGGCAAAGAUGAAAAUCGUUUGAUAAAAGACAGGCUUUGUCUUGCAUCAGUAUGAGAGAGAGAGAGAGAGAGAAUGAAAGAGUUGUUUUGACUGAUGCCACAGGAUGUUGAUGUGGAUUAUACAGUACACGGUAUGUAUCAUGGAAAGUCGGGGUUCCUGUAGUUUACUGUGUGCCAUUCUAAUCUCUCCCCAUUCAAGCCUGCAGAGAGACAUUCUACACAGUAUACUAAUGGCUCUCCAUUUCAGCACACAGAUCUGACUAGAUUUAGUGAGUAGACUAGACAUAGAAAGAGAGAAGAUUUGCACUAAACUCUGACGUUCUGCACUGAGACAGCAGAGCCUGUUCUGACUGCAGGUGUAAGGAAGAACUAUACCGGUCUGCCUCACAACACAACAUAACAUAUACAAACGUUGGAUUUUAUUAUCGCUAGUAUCUUGUACUGUAGAUGCUGUCGUCAUUUCAUCCGACAUCCCUAGUUCCUAAAUCCCAGGUGGCUGCUGGUCCCCAUCCAUUCAUUUGAGAGCUGAUAAUAUAUUUUCUAUUGUUUAUUCUAUUUAUUUUCAAUGGAAUUUGUUGCCAAAGCAUCACCUUUCUGACUACACUGGCAGUGAUAGCAUAGAGAUGACAGAUUUCUAAAUUCCUUUUGUAAACCAAUCCAAAGGGAUUAUUCAACCGUUUCUUUUCUAUAAUGUGGCCAGAGGAUGGUGCCAGAGUACAAGACAGUGUUUUAUACAUCUAACUUAGAGUAGGAUGUUUUGCCUUCCCCAACCCUAUUGCUAACGUUAAGAUUUGGGGACGUUAAUCUGAUGUUACAUCUGUGUUUAUGAACUCAUAUUAAAUCCCAGUCUUCAUUGAGAAAAAAAAGAACCAUGGCAAGUGAGAUUCAGCACAGCUUUAGAGAGACAGAAACAUGAACUAUGCACCUUCAUCCUCUCUGGCUAAGAUCUUUGCAAUAAUACAGUGUUAGAGGGACAGUGACAAUGCCUUCAGUACUCCAUCUCUUCAGACUGCGUUCCACCAAUAGGAUCUCUUAGUACUCCACCUCUUCAGACUGCGUUCCACCAAUAGGAUCUCUUAGUACUCCAUCUCUUCAGACUGCGUUCCACCAAUAGGAUCUCUUAGUACUCCACCUCUUCAGACUGUGUUCCACCAAUAGGAUCUCUUAGUACUCCAUCUCUUCAGACUGCGUUCCACCAAUAGGAUCUCUUAGUACUCCACCUCUUCAGACUGCGUUCCACCAAUAGGAUCUCUUAGUACUCCAUCUCUUCAGACUGCGUUCCACCAAUAGGAUCUCUUAGUACUCCAUCUCUUCAGACUGCGUUCCACCAAUAGGAUCUCUUAGUACUCCAUCUCUUCAGACUGUGUUCCACCAAUAGGAUCUCUUAGUACUCCAUCUCUUCAGACUGCGUUCCACCAAUAGGAUCUCUUAGUACUCCACCUCUUCAGACUGCGUUCCACCAAUAGGAUCUCUUAGUACUCCAUCUCUUCAGAUUGCGUUCCACCAAUAGGAUCUCUUAGUACUCCACCUCUUCAGACUGAGUUCCACCAAUAGGAUCUCUUAGUACUCCAUCUCUUCAGACUGCGUUCCACCAAUAGGAUCUCUUAGUACUCCACCUCUUCAGACUGAGUUCCACCAAUAGGACCUCUUAGUACUCCAUCUCUUCAGACUGCGUUCCACCAAUAGGAUCUCUUAGUACUCCAUCUCUUCAGACUGCGUUCCACUACCCAAUAUAGGGUCUCCAGCUGACCUGGAUUCUCAGUGUGGGUAUCAAUAGGGAACAUCCCAUCACUCCAUCUGGGCUGAAACACACACACACACACACCUCCUGUCUGAAAUAGGAAACCUGAUUUUAGGAAGCUCCCCUGGUACUAUAUUCUCUUAAUCUCUGAUCAUCUCUCUCUGUGCUUUAGAUAUGAGGUUAACUAAAAUGCCUGUCAAAUAUGCAUUUUGGCCUAAAACAUACAUAGCCUUCUGUCAUUUAGCAUGGAUUGCCUAUCUAUAAUGUACUUCAAGCUACAACAUAAUGGCAAGGCUCAUGCUUCUGCAUUGAGACUGAAUAUAGCAUUUUCAUGAACAUAGUGGCAACAAUAAGAAUUGAGCUCUGACUUACUGAACUAGUUGUGGUAGUUACAGCUCUGGCUGACUGAACUAGUUGUGGUAGUUACAGCUCUGGCUGACUGAACUAGUUGUGGUAGUUACAGCUCUGACUGACUGAACUAGUUGUGGUAGUUACAGCUCUGGCUGACUGAACUAGUUGUGGUAGUUACAGCUCUGACUGACUGAACUAGUUGUGGUAGUUACAGCUCUGACUGACUGAACUAGUUGUGGUAGUUACAGCUCUGGCUGACUGAACUAGUUGUGGUAGUUACAGCUCUGGCUGACUGAACUAGUUGUGGUAGUUACAGCUCUGACUGACUGAACUAGUUGUGGUAGUUACAUCUCUGACUGACUGAACUAGUUGUGGUAGUUACAGCUCUGACUGACUGAACUAGUUGUGGUAGUUACAGCUCUGACUGACUGAACUAGUUGUGGUAGUUACAGCUCUGACUGACUUAACUAGUUGUGGUAGUUACAGCUCUGACUGACUUAACUAGUUGUGGUAGUUACAUCUCUGACUGACUGAACUAGUUGUGGUAGUUACAGCUCUGACUGACUUAACUAGUUGUGGUAGUUACAUCUCUGACUGACUUAACUAGUUGUGGUAGUUACAUCUCUGACUGACUUAACUAGUUGUGGUAGUUACAGCUCUGACUGACUUAACUAGUUGUGGUAGUUACAGCUCUGACUGACUUAACUAGUUGUGGUAGCGGUAGCAGUUACAUGGGAUUUGAGCUGAAAAGGCACUUCAAGGCAAUAAGGAAAGAGAAAUGGCAGUUUUGUGGGAGUGAGUGACAUUUGAUCUCAUCAUCACAUUUCCUCCUCCCUCUACAGCCAAUCAAGUCAUUAUAAGGAAACCAUUUGGUUAAUAUCGUCAGCAUCAUAAUUCAUUUGUGAAUAAUGCCAAAUAACUAGGCCACGGAUGAGAGACAUGAUUGAGACAUUUCUCAUUUACUGUAGUGAAGCAGAUGCUGUCAGACAAGUGUUUGAUUAGAUGAUCUGUUGUAGGCCAUUGUCAGUAACAAUCAUCCACGGUACACCUGCCUGCUGUGCCUCUGGAACACACUGGCUUGGUUUCUGGGUUUGUUUCACCUUUGAUACAGGUUAACAACUUUAAUAGUUCUGAGUGGCUUCCUCUAUUUCCCCCCAUCUCUGAUCGAAAAGAACUGAACAUGUGAAAGUAAAUCCCCAGCAGGCAACCAACAUCUUGCUUUGACCUGGCCAUCCUUUUUCACAUCGGUGCAGACGAAGGCAAGGGGACAAAGAGCUAAGUAAGACUAUUGAGAUGCAGCCUUUGUUGUGUCAGCGGCCAUCAUGGUGCGUGACCUUUGGUCUCACUGGACACGUUAACCCUCGUGGUUAGGUUUUAUCAGACAGAGCUACUUUACUGAAGUAGAGAAACGGCUCAUGUCAUUUCAAACGGGUAGGAAGUGCUCUGAACGACCUUUACCUUUUGAUGUUCUAUCACUGCACUGCUUAGUUACGAAUGCUUAGAAUGGUUGUGAGACGAGAGCAGAGGGAAUUUUGUUCAUGUGACAUUGUUUGGGACAGUUGUCUAAAUCCAGUCUCUAAAGCAGUGUUACUUUACCGUAUUGGUUUGAUGGGUUAGCCUGACAGGGGAGGGGUAACUGUAGCCUAAUCGUUGAUCUGGACAGUAAAAAGUGGAUGAGGUGAGAUGUACUGUACACCUACUACCAGUAUGUAGAACCUUUCCCUUUAUACCGUUCUAACUAAAUAAAACAUCUUCAUAACAGCCUCACUAACUGACCAGACAUCAUGUGCUCUUCCAAUGUACCACUGUACAAAAACAAAAAUAUUUUCAAGAAAAAUAUGAUACUGGGAAAUGGGAUUAUUUAUUUCUUUUAAUUUAUUUUGUCAUAUUUUUGUAAGAUCUGAAAUAUAGAUAAUAAAACAAUUUUAAAUUGAAA